GGGGAACUGCGGCGGCUGCGCGGACUAGCGAGGUGCUUUCUGGGGCCGGGGCUGCGCGGCGGCGCGGGGGUCUGCGGGGAGAGCGCGUAGGCCGAGCAGUUCCCAGCGGGGAGGCGCCGUCGCCAUUGCCGCCUCGCUCGGUGAGCGCCGCCCAGCUCGCCGAGCAGGGCCUCCGCGGGCCGCCGGCACCAUGGGCCAGUGUGGCAUCACCUCCUCCAAGACCGUGCUGGUCUUUCUCAACCUCAUCUUCUGGGGGGCAGCAGGCAUUUUAUGCUAUGUGGGAGCCUAUGUCUUCAUCACUUAUGACGACUAUGACCACUUCUUUGAAGAUGUGUACACUCUCAUACCUGCUGUAGUGAUCAUAGCAGUAGGAGCCCUGCUUUUCAUCAUUGGGCUUAUUGGCUGCUGUGCCACAAUCCGGGAAAGUCGUUGUGGACUUGCCACGUUUGUCAUCAUCCUGCUCUUGGUUUUCGUCACAGAAGUAGUUGUAGUGGUUUUGGGAUACGUUUAUAGAGCAAAGGUGGAAAAUGAGGUUGACCGCAGCAUUCAGAAAGUUUAUAAGACCUACAAUGGAACCAACCCUGAUGCUGCUAGCCGGGCUAUUGAUUAUGUGCAGAGACAGUUACACUGUUGUGGAAUUCAUAACUACUCAGACUGGGAAAAUACAGAUUGGUUCAAAGAAACCAAAAACCAGAGUGUCCCUCUUAGCUGCUGCAGAGAGACUGCCAGUAGCUGCAAUGGCAGCCUGGCCAAUCCCUCUGACCUCUAUGCUGAGGGAUGUGAGGCUCUAGUUGUGAAGAAGCUACAGGAAAUCAUGAUGCAUGUUAUCUGGGCAGCACUGGCCUUUGCAGCUAUUCAGCUGCUGGGCAUGCUGUGUGCAUGCAUCGUGUUGUGCAGAAGGAGUAGAGAUCCUGCUUAUGAGCUCCUCAUCACUGGUGGAACCUAUGCUUAGUAGACAACUCAAGCCUGAGCUUUUUAGUCUCGUUGUUCUGAUUUGGAAGGUGAAUUGAGCAGGUCUGCUGCAGUUGGCCUCCUGAGUUCAUCUAGUUAAAGCACACGUACACUGGUGUUGGACAGAGCAGCUUGGCUUUUCAUGUACCUGCCUACUUACCAACCCACCUGUGACUUUUCCCUUGUUCCAGCUGACUCUCCAUGCCCCUAAGUGUUUAAGUUCAGUGGUAAAUGUUCUAAUUUCAGAACCAUUUGCAAGUUGCAUAAUGCAGUAGAAUUAAAGGAGGAUGUAGGCCUGCUUCUGUUGCCUCCAGGCAAUAAUGGGACUGAUGCUCUAGUGUCACCAGGUCCUUUCAAUCUUUAAAGUGGAGAACUAUUGGCCAAAGGUUUUUGGGGGGAGGGGGAGGAAGCCAGCUGUCUGGUUAAAGUUAGCACCAGAUGGUGCCCCUCAUCAGUGUCCUUCAAAAAAACAUAUACUGUAGUCUGAUAAGAUAGCAUCUGUACAAAAUGGCUAAAAUAGAUUUUAGAAUCAUACAGUGUGUUUUUUGUUCAUCUUCAAAAUCAGAGACAGAUCUUUGACACAAGUGGUUUUUAAUCAAAACUGGCUUUAUAGGAGGAGUUUAAUGUAUGCACUACUGUUUUAAAACAAUUAGUAUGAGUGUGUGAGUGUGUUUUUGUGUGAUUGAGCCCAUUCAUCAUAAGUCUUAAACUCGUUAGAGAUAAUGUACCCAUGUAGACUAGCAUAAUAGUAUGUAGACGUGAUCUCAGUUGUAAAUAGAAAAAUCUAAUUCAAUAAACUCUGUAUCAGCCCUCAA
Messenger RNA from Sciurus carolinensis (gray squirrel), 1766 nucleotides. It is a transcript of the gene Tspan3, whose product is annotated as tetraspanin 3. The transcript has 7 exons. Gene Ontology annotation, cellular component: membrane. Gene Ontology annotation, biological process: protein localization to plasma membrane; protein maturation; regulation of vascular endothelial growth factor signaling pathway. Lineage: Eukaryota; Metazoa; Chordata; Mammalia; Rodentia; Sciuridae. The record is from RefSeq and is a predicted model, not a curated record. The coding region runs from base 191 to 952 and encodes 253 amino acids.